AUGUUCUUCAUCGCACAGCAGCUCCGUUUGGAAGGCGAGAUUCAAGGAAAACAAGGUCACCUGUCCAUUAAUGAGGCCCUCAAAGAUAGGACAUCGCUCGAUGCGAUUCUUGUCCUGAUUGAUGGCAGACAGGAUCAAUUAAGACCCUCCGACGAGUACAUGCUCAAUGCCUUGGCGACCAUCUUUCCGCGUCACAUGAAUGAAAACGUUGGACUACUGUUGACGAAUUGCGAUGAAGAUAACCUAGAACUGGAGAUCAAAAGUCUACCUCCCGUGUUUACUAAUUUAAGGAACUGGACGAUUCAAGACCCGCUCUCUCUUUCCUCAUCGUACCAUGCGCAGGAAGGAAAGAAGACUGAUCGUGAGCGGAAGAGGCAAAUAAGAAAGCUAGAAGACAUUUACGAUGCAGCAGUUGAAACCUCGAACGAGAUUCUAGACUGGAUUGACAAGCUUCAAGCCCAGCAAACAAAUGAUGUGCGCAAAGUACAUAAUCAGAUAUACAGGAUUGAAGAGCAGUCUGAGUCUAUAAUCAAAGCAACCGUCAAUUACAAGACACAACGUCAUAAACUCAUUGUCCUGCGUCGAGAACACAAUAGGGCCAAAGUGCCAAGACAUAAGAUCACAAGUGAGGCUGAACUAAAACGGGUUGACUCGGAGCUCGCAAUUAAGCAAGCCCAAGUUAAGCAGGCUCGCGAAAAUCUUCAGCAGCAAGAAGGCCAUAUUGCCGAGACACGUGCUAAUCUAUUGGGUCUUAUCAAAUCCAUCGAUGAACUAUCCCUAGGUAUCAAAUACGCCGAGUAUAUUCAAUCUACGUUGAGGGCACUCCAAUAUUACAAAAAUCAGACAUCUAUCCAUCAUCCUGAAAGCCUUGACACACAAAUAAGGCGUUAUGAAAAGUAUAUACAAGUCCUUACAUUCCAGGAGUCAGAAGACGUCUCUUUAAUUUUGCCUGGUCUAAUUCCAAUGAAGAGCGUACUCGGGCUUCCCAAGUCCAAGAAGAGGCUUACCAUCCUUCUCGUCGGUGAAACCGGCUGCGGAAAAACCGCGUUCAUGUCAUUACUACUCAACUUGUUUCAUGGCUACGGCCCCUUUGAGCUGGAAGACGAGCAUGACGAAGGUGCCGAGUCCGGGUUGAACAAGCAAGAAAGCCAAACUACGGAUGCCACCUUGUACACCGUCACCUUGCCGGGUGGCAUCGAAAUCCAAAUACUCGACACCCCCGGGUUGGCGGACACGCGAGGAAUUGAACAAGAUGAGCAACACAAGGCCAAAAUCAACAAGGCCAUCCAAGAGUUCGUUGUUGAGAUCGAUGCAGUUCUCAUCAUGGCGAACGGUACUACAGAGCGUAUGCCUGCGGCUACGAACUACACACUCGGCACUUUGACUUCCCUCUUCCCUUACUCGAUCAUCGAAAACAUUGCGUUUAUCUUCACUCACUGCGAUUCGUUCACGCGAAACCUUGACAAGGCCAGUCUUCCUGAAACGCUGAUAAACUCUAGGCAGUGGACGCUGGAGAACCCGCUCGCGUAUCGCAAAAAGUAUCAACGCGAGGCUGGGGAGGGUGCAUCAGAGAGCACGCUGAAGGAAGGACGAGAUCGCCUGGAAACUAUAUACAAGAAGACGGUUUGCAUACUCAACGAAUGGCUCAUUUGGGUGGAGGGCUGCCAGGCUCAGCCAACUCAUGAGAUUAACCGAUUGUAUGAAACAAUGCUGAACAUCGAAUCACGGAUCGAAUCGGCUAUCUCGCUCAUCACUAGUAUUGGGGAACGUAGAAGAGAGGUUCGGGCUGCUCAGCAUAAUCUGGAAAAUCACCAAACAUUCAAGUCUGCGAUAGAAGCACUAUGUGUCGAAAAGGUUGAGUACUGGGGUCGUGAAGAUUCUGAGUUGAAAAAUACUUUGUGUAUUGCACCCGGUUGCCACCAGAACUGCCAUGAGAAGUGCGGGGUUCCUUACACUCUCGACCCAGUCAAACUUGGACGCCAUUGCCGGGUGUUUAGGCCGGAGAACGUCAGUUGGCUGUGGAAUUGGUUGCAAAGCGCCGAUCAGCUCGAGUCUCGCACUUGCAAGGGCUGUUCACACAAGGCCUCGGAGCAUCGACACUAUAAUAACUUGCAUGUGAAACGAACAAGACCUCUCCACCCAACCGCCAAGAGUGAUCUCGCCGAGGCAGAGACCAAGGAACAGAGACUAGAGAUUGCAAAGAAGGCGUGUCAAGAAGAGCUCGACCGAAUCCAAGUCGAACUAGACGCAGCUCAAGCCCAAGUCAACAGUCUUGUCGAUGAUUACAACGCCAAGUCUCUAAGCGGGGACUUUGCGGGGCACAUCAACUCUGCGAUCCAAAUGCUCAACUUGAGGUUGAAAGAACUCGAGUCCAAGUUUGGUACGGAACACGAGCAGGGUGUAGUUCGAGAUGCUAUCCAAAAGUUCAAGAAUAAACUGGAGGUGCUCGGGAAGUCCCAGGGGGAGAAGGGGGGUAUGUUGGGUCGUUUCACGGCAAGUGCUAGAGGAGCUGCGAAGGCCGUCUAUGACGGGACAAAGAAUAAAUUCAAGUGA
Rhizoctonia solani is the source of this 2553-nucleotide messenger RNA. RefSeq names its product AIG1 domain-containing protein. Bases 1 to 2553 code for a protein of 850 amino acids. The transcript is spliced from 5 exons. Gene Ontology annotation, molecular function: GTP binding. Lineage: Eukaryota; Fungi; Basidiomycota; Agaricomycetes; Cantharellales; Ceratobasidiaceae. The record is from RefSeq and is a predicted model, not a curated record.